CUGAUCUGCCUAGGCUACUGCUCACUUUCUGCUCUUUUAGGUGAAAAGCGCAAAUUUGCUUGUGAAUUAUGCGAUUUCUCCGCGACUACAUUGAAAUCCUUGAGAUUUCAUCGGCGGGUACAUGAUCGAUUCGGAGUUGGACCAGCAACUCUCACGGAUCCACAUGGAAACGGGAUUAUAACGGUUGGGGACGUUCUCCAGUGCGAGACUUCACUCGGAUUGAGUCUUUGUGGAAACUCUUCCCCACCUCAACUCUCUCCUCCAGCAGCAUUUAGCGCUGGCUUAUUGCGAAGUAAUACGGAGCCCGGACAUCUAUCCACAAUGGCAGCUGAGUCUGAUUCUCCUACGCGCAUAACUCGUCGACAUGCUGCUGCACCUGCCCCACCAAUGACUCCUCCCCCAAAU
This is a messenger RNA of Strongylus vulgaris, 405 nucleotides long. The record is from the annotation of a GenBank genome assembly. Lineage: Eukaryota; Metazoa; Nematoda; Chromadorea; Rhabditida; Strongylidae.